UGCCUUUGAACAGGUGCCCAUUUCCAUAGAGACACAACAGACACAUCAUAGAGAAACACAACAGAGCUAUUUCACACAGAUCUAGUCCAGGACAGGUAAAGAAUGAGGGUUAUUGUUGCUCUGCUGGUGUUGCUGUGCUUGGGUCUGACUGGGGCAGAGAUACAGAACAUAGUCACAGAGAAUCAGAUCAGUUCAGAGACACAGAACACAGUCACAGAAAAUGAGAUCAGUUCAGAGACACAGAACAUAGUCACAGAGAAUGAGAUCAGUUCAGAGACACAGAACACAGUCACAGAAAAUGAGAUCAGUUCAGAGACACAGAACAUAGUCACAGAGAAUGAGAUCAGUUCAGAGAUACAACAUGUUGAGGUACAGAGGGUUAAGAGUGAGGACCUAGGAGACUCGGGGAGAAGCUGCCAGCCUGACAUGUGUUCCUUGCUGAUGGAGAUUGGAGCUAUAAAGUCUACAGUGGCUAACCUACAGACAGAGAAAGAAGUUCAAAGAUCCCAGCUGAGCACCACAGUGACUGAGCUGAAAAACGUGGAGGGUAGACUGAGCACCACAGAGACUGAGCUGAGAAAGUUGGAGGGUAGACUGAGCACCACAGUGACUGAGCUGAGAAACGUGGAGGGUAGACUGAGCACCACAGUGACUGAGCUGAGAAAUGUGGAGGGUAGACUGAGUGUCAGUGAGAGCCAGGUGGAGGAGCUGAAGGAGAAUGCAGUCAAACAAAAGGUGGCAUUCUCGGCUGGCCAUGGAGCUGGCGCGAACUACGGACCCUUCAACACAAUGACGACCCUGGUCUACAGAAAGGUGUUCACCAGCAUUGGCAACGCUUACAGCAAGAAUACAGGUAUCUUUACAGCACCAGUGCGUGGAGUCUACCAUUUUGCUUACUAUCAUCACUAUUAUAACAGCAAAGAUUCUCAUGCAUCCCUGUUUAAGAAUGAGCAAAAUCUUGUAACUAUUGCUGGUAGUAUAGACAAUGGCAACGCCAUGGGAUCUAAUGGCAUCACAGCAUUGUUGGAGAAGGGAGAUGAGGUCUAUGUCCGUCUAUGGGCAGGUUCAUGGCUCUUUGACAAUAAUUCAAAUUUCAGCAACUUCAAUGGCAUUCUGCUAUUCACUCAGUAAUCAUCACAGGAACUGAAAACAAGGUGUAUUAUUGAAAGUUUAGUCACUAAUGGACUAGUCUCAUGUUGCUAAGUACGUGAAAAGACGGGAGGCCGAGGCAAAUAUCGGACAAAUUGUACAUACUGCAAUUGUAUUUACACUGUGAUUUGUUCAAACUGUCCAGAUGUAAGUAAACUUUAGAGGGAAAUGCUGAUAUCAAACUAAAUUACGGUGUGAUAGUUGAUAAAAAUAAACAGGAUCUGACGGUGUGCCUCCUUGUCCCUAAAGCAGAUAUACUGACCAGGACAAGGGACAAGUACUGUAAAUUAGCGUAAGCUAUAAGGUGUAAUGAUGCAAUGCAUACGACUGUUGACUUUUCAAUAUUUCAAUUAUUUAAUUGUAUCUAUCCCAAUUUAAUAAAAUGAAAUAAAUAUUUA
Oncorhynchus nerka (sockeye salmon) is the source of this 1547-nucleotide messenger RNA. RefSeq lists its product as uncharacterized. The coding region runs from base 103 to 1131 and encodes 342 amino acids. Gene Ontology annotation, molecular function: protein binding. The transcript has 4 exons. The record is from RefSeq and is a predicted model, not a curated record. Lineage: Eukaryota; Metazoa; Chordata; Actinopteri; Salmoniformes; Salmonidae.